This is a messenger RNA of Talpa occidentalis (Iberian mole), 1590 nucleotides long. It is a transcript of the gene NDUFS2, whose product is annotated as NADH:ubiquinone oxidoreductase core subunit S2. The transcript has 14 exons. Gene Ontology annotation, molecular function: NAD binding; quinone binding; NADH dehydrogenase (ubiquinone) activity. Lineage: Eukaryota; Metazoa; Chordata; Mammalia; Eulipotyphla; Talpidae. The record is from RefSeq and is a predicted model, not a curated record. The coding region runs from base 16 to 1407 and encodes 463 amino acids. Gene Ontology annotation, biological process: mitochondrial electron transport, NADH to ubiquinone.
UCCGCAGCGGGCAAGAUGGCGGCGCUCAGGGCGCUAUGUGGGCUGCGGGGUGGCGCGGGCCGGGCGCUGCGACCCGCGGCAGGGCUCCGACUGCCGACCCAACCCUGCAGAGGUGCUCGGCAAUGGCAGCCAGAUGUGGAAUGGGCAGAACAGUUUGGGGGAGCUGUCAUGUUCCCUACCAAGGAAACAGCCCACUGGAAACCUCCACCUUGGAAUGAUGUGGACCCUCCAAAGGACACAUUGGUGUCAAACCUGACCCUGAACUUUGGGCCCCAGCACCCAGCAGCCCACGGAGUUCUACGCCUGGUGAUGGAACUGAGUGGGGAGAUGGUGCGCAAGUGUGAUCCACACAUUGGGCUGCUACACCGGGGCACGGAGAAGCUCAUUGAGUACAAGACCUACCUACAGGCCCUUCCCUACUUUGACCGACUGGACUACGUGUCUAUGAUGUGUAACGAGCAGGCCUAUUCAUUGGCCGUGGAGAAGCUACUCAACAUCCAGCCUCCGCCCCGGGCCCAGUGGAUUCGAGUGCUGUUUGGAGAAAUCACACGACUCUUGAACCACAUCAUGGCUGUGACCACACAUGCUCUGGACAUUGGGGCCAUGACUCCUUUCUUCUGGAUGUUUGAAGAAAGGGAGAAGAUGUUUGAGUUCUACGAGCGAGUAUCUGGGGCACGGAUGCAUGCUGCCUACGUCAGGCCAGGAGGCGUGCACCAGGACCUACCCCUGGGACUGAUGGAUGACAUUUACGAAUUUUCUAAGAACUUCUCUCUUCGGAUUGAUGAGGUGGAGGAGAUGCUGACCAACAACAGGAUCUGGCGAAAUCGGACAGUGGACAUUGGGGUUGUGACAGCAGAAGAUGCGCUGAACUAUGGUUUUAGCGGGGUGAUGCUCCGGGGCUCUGGCAUCCAGUGGGACCUGCGGAAGACCCAGCCCUAUGAUGUUUAUGACCAGGUGGAGUUUGACGUUCCUAUUGGCUCUCGAGGAGACUGCUACGAUAGGUACCUGUGUCGGGUGGAGGAGAUGCGCCAGUCCCUUCGAAUCAUCUCUCAGUGUCUAAACAAGAUGCCUCCUGGGGAGAUCAAAGUUGAUGAUGCCAAAGUGUCUCCACCUAAGCGCGCAGAGAUGAAGACAUCUAUGGAGUCACUGAUACAUCACUUCAAGUUGUAUACUGAGGGUUACCAAGUUCCUCCAGGGGCCACAUACACUGCUAUUGAGGCGCCUAAGGGAGAGUUUGGAGUGUACCUAGUGUCUGACGGCAGCAGCCGCCCUUACCGAUGCAAGAUCAAGGCUCCUGGUUUUGCCCACUUGGCUGGUUUGGACAAGAUGUCUAAAGGACACAUGUUGGCUGACGUUGUUGCCAUCAUAGGCACCCAAGACAUCGUGUUUGGAGAAGUAGAUCGGUGAGCAGGCGAGCGGCAUUUGACCUCCUUGCUAAUCAUUUCCCUUCAUGGAGUGUGUCAACAUUCGGAUGGGACGUGUGUGGAUGUGUGUGUGCAUGUACAUGAGCACCUGGCUGUCAGGCUUUCUGAGCAUGUACUUAGGAAAGGAGAACUUACAAUAAAUUAGCCGCCCUGCGGCCCCUCGGCC